Molecule: messenger RNA, 765 nt
Organism: Funneliformis caledonium
Lineage: Eukaryota; Fungi; Glomeromycota; Glomeromycetes; Glomerales; Glomeraceae
Source: the annotation of a GenBank genome assembly
AUGCAACGUACAAAGCCCCAUACUCCAGUUCGAACCCCAUCUGACAAUGUUAGCCAACGGGUUGGAAAUGCUAAUAACCAAAACAGCAAUUCAAAUGCUGUUACAGCUACUAGUAAUAACGUUUCGAAUGUAGAUCUUCGAGAGUCACAGCAACAAAAAGGUUUGGAAUGGGCACUUGGACUCACAAUCAGGGUAAAAACUGUAACUGAUGACGAGUAUGAAGGACAGAUUUAUGCAUACGAUCCGAAGACCAACUGCACCCCAUCUGCGUCUACUCCUUCUGAUUCAGGCGUUUCCCAAAAAUAUGAUUUUCGAAUUUUAAAGAUCAGUUUCCUCAAGGAAGCGGUUCAACUUCCAAACCGUAAAUCCUCAAUCGAUACUAAUGUUACAAAUUUGAACAGCUCUGCGACAAAUGGUCAAAGUGCAAACAAUAGCAUUUUUUCGACAUUCGUUCCAUCAGUGGGGUUUGUACCGAUGGAUAGAAUUCAAACUAGAGAGAUACAGGCCGUAAAGGAAACACAAGCUGCGUUAGCAAGAAUUGGAGUUGGAGUGACACAGGAAGCACAAGAUAUUUUUGAUGCAUUGAGCAAGACGUUACCUUGUAGGUGGUCUAAAGAGACAAUUAUCGUUUUGGAUGAGGUGAUUAUUAACCCUCCAUACGAUAUAGAUAAUUGUAAAGCAAAUCAAAGUGCUACUGGCUCACUAGCACGGGUUAGGAAAGUGCUGGAAGGAGAAAAAAGAAGAUUAGCGAGUGGACGAAAAUAA